Molecule: messenger RNA, 1605 nt
Organism: Sinocyclocheilus rhinocerous
Lineage: Eukaryota; Metazoa; Chordata; Actinopteri; Cypriniformes; Cyprinidae
Gene: hagh
Product: hydroxyacylglutathione hydrolase
Exons: 9
Coding region: 64-864 (266 amino acids)
Biological process (GO): glutathione metabolic process
Cellular component (GO): mitochondrion
Molecular function (GO): hydroxyacylglutathione hydrolase activity
Source: RefSeq, a predicted model, not a curated record
CUAAACCAGACUUUCUGCUUCCUCCCUGUGCUGACUGCGAUAACAGACAGCUGAAGUCCUGAUAUGUGGUUCAGGUCGCUGGCGGUGAGUGCCUGCACUCUCGGUGUUCUCGGAGCUGUCUCGCAUAAAUUCGUUCCCACAGGCUUGUUUCACUCCGCUCUUAGGAAGUCAUCUCUGGUGGAACAGACAGACAUGAAGGUAGAACUGCUGCCUGCUCUCACCGACAACUACAUGUACCUCCUCAUCGAUGAAGACACGAAGGAAGCAGCCAUAGUCGAUCCAGUAGAGCCUCAGAAAGUUGUAGAUGCGGUCAAAAAGCAUGGUGUGAAGCUCAAAACCGUCCUGACAACUCACCAUCACUGGACUUGUGUGGGCUCCCUGAAUGUAAAGUGUUUGUUCACGCCAUGUCACACCAGCGGUCACAUCUGCUAUUUUGUUACAAAAGAAAACAGCACCGAACCACCAGCUGUGUUUACAGGCGAUACUCUGUUCGUGGCCGGCUGUGGAAAGUUUUUUGAGGGUACCGCUGAUGAGAUGUAUAAAGCCCUGAUCGAGGUUUUAGGCCGUCUUCCUCCAGAGACGCGUGUGUACUGUGGUCAUGAGUACACCAUCAAUAAUCUGAAGUUUGCUCGGCAUGUUGAACCAAAUAAUGAGGUCAUCCAGAAAAAGUUAGCAUGGGCUAAGGAAAAAUACGAUAACGGAGAGCCAACCAUUCCCUCUACACUGGCUGAUGAGUUCACAUUUAACCCCUUCAUGAGAGUGAGAGAGAAGUCGGUACAAGAGCAUGCUGGGACCAGUGACCCGAUUGAAGCCAUGAGAAACAUCCGUAAAGAGAAGGACCGCUUUAGAGUCCCGAAGAACUGAGCUCUCGGGCUUGUCUUUGCGCUGGUCAUCACCACUACUUUUAUAUCUGCUCAUCACUUCACUAACAAUAGCAGGACAUGAAGCAUAUGUGGAAACUCCAUUUAUAGCAAAAGCACAAUUAUUGAGCUGUUUAUUUUCAUGUUUUUUUCUUUAAGGCAGCGUAUCGUCUUCAUUGAGCAAUAUACAGGAUUGUUAACCUGUAAAACAAUGUUUUCAAACCAUUAAUACAAGCAAUAGAUCAAACAAAAAAAAAUUUAUUUAGAAUGUUUUCAUCGUUGAAAGAAUACAUUUAUGCCAUUGAUUUGCAUUUAUGGAAAAUACAAAUGUACUAGUUCUGUGUUGUAGGCAAAAUUUUAUUUACGUAAGGUUACGUAAGUUUUAUUUUUUGACAUUUUCAGCUUUUGGGAAGAUCCAGGCCAUGAACCAACGUGAUGUGGUUAAAUUAUAGUUUUAUUUCGAAAUGUUUGUCUUAAUGUGCAAUGUUUUAUUUUGUAAAUCAAAAAGAAUCAUUUUUAAGAUGUUAUGAACAAAGCGAGGUGUUCCAGCUAAAUUUUAUUUGGUAUAUUUUUAUGUCCAUCAGAAAAUGACAUUUGAUUAAAUUGCGUUUAUUUUGAUGUCUCUGGAUGAUUUUGAAUGAAGAAAAUAUUGCAUACUGAUUUCAGCUUUUCGCUUUGUUUUAGCUCAUCCAGUUGUUUCAGUUGAACUUGCAUUUUUUGGCAUCAAAAAUAACAGAUAUUAUUC